AUGGUGUUGCUGGCGCCAUCUCUGGGUGCUUUGCAAACCCUAAUCGGUAUCUGUGAGAGAUACGCAGGAGCACAUGGACUCAGAUAUAACGCCAAGAAAAGCGAAUUCCUAAUUUUCAAAGCGGGUGCUAAAACGUAUGAGGCCCUGCCACCGAUUACUCUAUGUGGCACAAACCUGAACAGAGUCAGGCACUUCAAAUAUCUGUGUCACUGGGUGACUGAGGAUCUCUGUGACAACAUGGACAUCGAGAGGGAGAGACGGGCGCUGUCCGUCCGCUGCAAUAUGUUGGCACGUAGGUUUUCAGGGUGCACUAGGGAAGUUAAAAUAACUCUAUUCAGGGCAUACUGCCAGUGCUUCUAUACCUGUAACCUAUGGGUCAAUUAUACGCAGAGGACGUACAGCGCUCUUCGAGUGCAAUAUAAUGACGCCUUCAGGAUGUUGCUCGGUUUUCGGCGGAGGUGCAGUGCAUCAGGCAUGUUUGCGGAGGCAAGCGUUGAUGGCUUCCAUGCGAUUAUAAGGAAACGCUGUGCCUCCGUGCUAGAUAGGCUGCUGGGGAGUCCGAACAGCAUCCUGAGGGUGUUUUCCGGGAGGUGGGACUCACCGAUGAUGCGUAGAUGGAUCGGUCUGCACUCCAGCUUUAUAAAUUAUGAUAGUUAG
This is a messenger RNA of Cydia splendana, 657 nucleotides long. RefSeq lists its product as uncharacterized. The record is from RefSeq and is a predicted model, not a curated record. Bases 1 to 657 code for a protein of 218 amino acids. The transcript has a single exon. Lineage: Eukaryota; Metazoa; Arthropoda; Insecta; Lepidoptera; Tortricidae.